UGCUAAGCACAGCAACUGGUACUGCAAAUCUCUCUUCCAAGAUGGUAAAAAAGUCGAGGAGUCUAUGUAGGGACACCAGUGGUGCUUUCUUUCCCUUCUACACCUGUGCUCGCUCUUGCAUUCUUUGUGAGAAGAAAGAUUUUGCAUCGUUGAAGGCUUGUGCCUGGCUGGAGAGGUCUGCUCAGGCCAACUUUGCUGCAGCACUUACUUCUCUGCUGAGCCUCAGCUCCAUUUUGCCUUUCCCUGGCUUUUUUGUUCUUCAUAGCUAUGCCUUCCAGUCUGCACAUUUCCAUAUGAUGGUUUUCUGUGUGGGGUUAUUCUUCCUUUCUCUCCCUUCAGUCUUUCUUUGGUGAAAUGGAACCUAACUCUCAGAGAAGGGGGAUCCUGUUCCUAUGUCUUUGUAUAACCCAGAACUGGAGACAGACAGUGGGGUUGAGGGGGCAGCUGUCUGGCUCACCCUCUCCCUGCAACAGACACUCUUGUUCAGAAGUAUUAGAAAUUCUUCCCGCUUCUGGUCAAGCUGCCUUUGCUGUUCUUGCAACUUAAAAACUUAAACAACUUGUAAGAACUGCUGUUCAUACGACUCUGGCUCUGCUCCUAUAUUGGGUUUGUGUAGCAAGAUUUUAUAGUGGAGGGGGGCUACAAGGGUGGCUUUUCUGAGAAGCCACUCCCUUCCUGCCUUUUCUCCUAAAGGCACGUCACAUUGCUGCCUAUUUUUUACAAAAAAUAGGUAAUAGGUAAUUUUUAUUAAUUGUUGCCCAUGCAUGCACACAAGAUCAUUUCUCACCUCUGCAGAUUGCUGAAUUCAAGGUCUGCCCCAGGCUCCCACAUGAUGAUGUAUCUUGAUCUCACAUUACCCGGAAUUUUCAUUGCUUUCAGCAUGCUUCUGUGACUGAGACCUUGCAGUCACGGCAACAGCCCUCAAGGCCUCUCCUACUGCACCAAAGUCACAAGGUCAGAAGGAACUUUCUGGUAAAAAAAGCAAGGAGACCAGUGAACUGGUUGGUUUUCAACUGCAGGACUGUUGUCUUUCUAAGCAGAUUGCUCCAAAGCAAAGGAAAAACACAGUCAAGUGAGGAAGCGAGCAUUUUCCAGUUACUUCACUGACACAACCAAAGCCUAAUGAAUUGCCAUACAUUGGCCUGUUUUCCCAGAGUGCCUAACAGCUAUCAGCAGCACAGCUGGAUUGCUAAAUCCUGAGUGUUUUCAUUCCUUGUGACAAGCUUGUUGAGAGGAACUUUACAUCUCUGCAGAACUCUGGCCAAAGAUGCCGGAAACUGCCUAAGGCACACUCCAUUGCUGCACCAGCCCCAAGUGUGGAAGAGCUGCAGCCAGGCAGGACAGGUGGGACAUGCUGAUUUUUGACAACUGUGGUAAAACAGAGCUCCAUGUGAUGCAGAUGAGGCUCUUGCCAUAAACAGCUGUGUGCCAGGAGUAGAGUUCUGGUCUUGGUGCAUCCCCAAUUGCAGAGAUCUGGGGACAAGCUGAUCAAUAUUGCCUUAAGAGGGUCAGUUUCUGCCAACCUGCAUGGAAGGAGCAGGGAGUUCUGCCAGCACUGCCAGCUCAGCAUGUGUUGGGUGAUUUCCUAAGAGAAGAUACAAGCCUCUGUACAAUCUCCUCCAUGUGAGCAAGACGUACAUGGCCACAGCUCUGUGAAGGACAUCCAGUGAGAACCACCAUGAAGAACAAACCGUGGCUCCAGAAUAUUUUCAUCUGCCUUUUAUUCCAGUACACUAUGUGUUGUGAAAGCCUCACUUGUUUUGUGGACUAUGUACAGACCCUGUCCUGUAUCCUGCGAGCUGAGUUGGGUGCUGGUUCAUACAAUCUCACUGCUACAUGGGUUCCUGAGGAAGAUCCAGAAAAUACUGUGGCUGCCUGCAGUCUCGUGCAAUUGUCAAGAAACACCAGUCACACACAGUACAUGUGCACUGUGGACAUGACUGAACUCCUAGCAGAUACCAAAGUCCAGGUGGAUGUUACAGAGAUAGCUGAUAGGCAGCAUGUUCUUUCCAAAGAAUUUUAUUUGUCAGACAACAUAAAACCACAGCCUCCAUUCAACCUGACCGCUUUGUUCUCAGAGGGUUACAAUAUUUCUUGGGAAACCAUCUACCAGAACUCUUCCUUCUACUUUUUGAAUGAGGAGCUGGAAUAUCAGCUGCGUUACAAAAGAAGAACUGACACCUGGGAGACUCAGAAGACUAAAGCUGUUCAUGAAGAUAAACGGACAUUGGUGAUCCUGCCAUGGGAACUACAGGCGGACACUGAGUACGAGUUCCAAGUGAGAGCUAGACCCCGGGAAAACAGUGACUAUGGUGGCUUUUGGAGUGAAUGGAGUUCUCCGCUGUCAUUGAAAACCAACCCUGCCGCAGUGACACAGACAGCAGGCAUGGAAUGGCUGUUGUUUGGUAUUGUCGUGGCAAUCAUGGCUUCAAUCACAACAUUUCUGGCCAAACAGCAGAGCUUGUGGAAGAAGAUGGCUUGCAUCCCAGACCCUGCUCCCUUUUUCAAACCUCUUUACAUGGCUCAUAAUGGAGAUUUUAAGAAGUGGGUUGGUGCAUCCCAUAUGAAAAUGACCUUUGAUUUCUUUGAAUGGGGAAUAGUCCUUCCAGAAGUCCUAGAAGUUUACACCAUGCAUCCUUCCAACAGCACACCACAGGAAGAGCUGCAUGAGCUAAGAAAGAAUCUGCCUUGCAAGCCCUGUGUGUCUUGCCUGACUACCCCAGGUCAUGGUAGCCAGUCACUGUGGUGCAGUGUAAACAGUAGUGGUGGGACUGAGGACCAGUCAUAUGGGCACUUGUCAAUUGAUACAGUGACUGUGGCUGAUGAAUUUACAUCUUGUAACUGCCAGUGCAGCUGUAAUCAUGUGUACAGGGAACAUGACCGUACCGACAAGGAAGAUGAUAGUGCUGGAGAACCCGGUUACCCCAAGGUUAACCUUGAUGAGGAAGACGGAAAGAUAUCCAGUGACUUACAUUUGGCUGAUCUGAGUACACAGGACAAAAUACUUGCUUCAGGCUCUGUGUCCACAGACCACCUGAGGAGCACAAGUGUCCCAGUCAACCAGCAAGGAGAAAGGGAAGUGGAAGGAGGGGUGGGGAGCAUCCUAGAAGCCCUUUGCUUGCAGCCUUAUCAGUGGGAUUUGGAAAAUCCAGGUUCUCUACCUUCUCCUGAUGGUGAAAGUGUUUCCUACAGUGAAGGCUCCUAUGAUUUCUUCCCUCAGAAUACAAAGCCUGGUGACAGUUAUCCUUUGAUCUGUGUAGAUUUGGACACUAUUGACAGUGGCUUUGUGGACUCAGACUGUGGAAGUCCAGUUGACUCUGAAUUUGGGCAAAACAGUCAGACCAUUUGUGGGUCCAUCCCUCUUGAGCAAGAGGGGCAAGACUUUACACGGAGCUACGUCAAGCAAUGGGUCUCCUGCCGCUCUGAGAGCCCUAUCAGUGGGACACAGACAAACUAAGGACUGCAUGAGUGUGGGGCCUUUUUCAGAGUGUGCCAGGAGCAAACUGCUAGCAAAAUUCAGAAGAGAAACAAAGUUUACUUUGUGUAAGCUCUAUUGCAUAAAUUGACACCUGUUAGGUCCACAGAAAUAUACCUGUUUCUAUUCCCACUUAUCCUAUUAAUGUCUCAAAUUUGUUGUGAUUGAUUGUUCCUGAGUUUUGUUGGGUUUUGGUUUUUUUUAGAAUCAUAGAUCAACCCUCCCUUGAUGUCAAAAAAAAUGUUAGAAAAAAGCAACUGUACCUUGAAAAUGAUCCUUUGGCUUAUAUAGAUAUGAAAAUUUUUUUUGCCUUAAUCUUAUAAAGAGUACAGAACUUUAUUUUCCCUGGUGUUCUCACAUGACUUAAGAGUUUGGCUGCACAUGGAACCUUAGAAUCACAACUCAUGGCAAGCAUGUUUGCUACGUUAUAGUUCCCCUACCUUUCCAAACAACAUGUGAUGUUACUUUUCCUUCUACUAUCUUUGGCUCUUUAAACUCAGCUGUAAUAGUCUGUUAAUUACAGACUGGCUCCAGACUGGUCCAUGGGGAUCAAACCUAAUUCUUAUGAAAUCAUUGCAGAAAUGUGUGUACUAGAGACUAAGCACAACUCAGGUUUCAGAAAGAUUUUCCAGGUGGAGUCUGCAAAUGAAAAGACUUCAAAAUAUAUAUAAUUCUAAACAAGCUCUCACUACUUGGCUUUUCUAUUGAGUCAGACUCUCUCCCUGCACUUCUCAAGCAUUUUAAUUGAGCAGCUUUUAGAAUUUUGCCACAAUUAUCGAAACAUUGUCUUACCUGCAUAUGCCUGCCACUUCUGCCUUGGACUUGCUCUGCUGCAGUUAACAGGUCAGUAGCACAAAUUUUGAGCAAUUUCUGCUAGCUAAUAAAGCCAAAUAUGAAACUGCACUGUAA
Agelaius phoeniceus (red-winged blackbird) is the source of this 4384-nucleotide messenger RNA. Lineage: Eukaryota; Metazoa; Chordata; Aves; Passeriformes; Icteridae. The record is from RefSeq and is a predicted model, not a curated record.